Aaosphaeria arxii CBS 175.79 is the source of this 4612-nucleotide messenger RNA. RefSeq lists its product as uncharacterized. Gene Ontology annotation, molecular function: histone H3K36 demethylase activity; histone H3K9 demethylase activity. Gene Ontology annotation, biological process: chromatin remodeling. The record is from RefSeq and is a predicted model, not a curated record. The transcript has 5 exons. Gene Ontology annotation, cellular component: nucleus. Bases 332 to 4354 code for a protein of 1340 amino acids. Lineage: Eukaryota; Fungi; Ascomycota; Dothideomycetes; Pleosporales.
CAGGCCACUAACGUUCGAGCGAUCGAUUAGGAUUUAGCGCCAUCCUUGGCACGCUCGAACCUCCCCUACCUGAACGUGCUCUCCUGGACAUUCCAGGCCUCUCGUCCUCAUUCAACGGCCUCUUUAUUUGUGCGAGAACCUUUAUUUACACUUCAAAACGCAUGCGCCGCGACUAGGAGCCUGUGGUGCUGCUGUAUUCUUCCGUCGACGUCGCCGUGGCGAGGAAGGGCGGAUGCUACUCUCGGACCUCUCUCGAGCGACCUGCUAGAUCCCCUCGUGCGCAACACCUACUACAACGACCGCAACGACGCUGCGAGAAGCCUCCUUCAGUAUGGAGGACCCGGUAGCUGUGCUCCCCUCUGUGGAGCCAGCGAAUAACCCCCUCGACGAUCCCACGAACUCGAAGCCCGCACUUACGCCGCCCACGAGCGAAGACUUGGACAAGAGGGAUGAGAGACUAUCAUCAGAGCUCUCAGAGCUGGAUAGCGACGAAGAAUUUGGAGAAAUUGAGCCAGAUCACUAUUUCGAGGGUGGGAAAAUACCAGUGUUCAAGCCGACAAUGGAACAGUUUCGAGAUUUCAAGAGGUUCGUUGAUAAAGUCGAUAAGUAUGGAAUGAAAUCCGGCAUCGUCAAGGUCAUUCCGCCGAAAGAAUGGCGCCAAUCUCUUCCCGAUCUCUCUGAGUCGGUCAAGUCAAUCAAGGUCAAAAAUCCGAUCAUGCAAGAAUUUGCUGGCCAACACGGCAUCUAUACUCAGGCAAAUAUUGAAAAACAGCGGUCAUAUAAUCUUCCAGAGUGGAAGAACUUGACUCUUGAGCCUCAUCAUCAGCCACCUGCGAAGCGAGGCGAGCGACGGAAAGCUGCCGCAGAGGCCGCCGCACCUACUCGCACACGAUCUACCAGAGCUCAGGCCUCGGCACCGCCCGCUGACAACUCCACUCCACCACCAAAGCGCAAACCUGGACGACCACGCCGCCGACCAAUCAAGGUAGAGAAAGACGACAAUGCCGAUGACGAAGAUGCUAUCGAGGUACCUCCAACCCCAAAAUCUCCUGGUAAAGAUGAACCGGAGAAGGAGAAAAGAUCAUCUCGAACCCGCGUCAAGAAGGAGGAACCGGAGGCCUCGACACCUACCAAGCCAAAGGGUCGCCAGCCAAGAUCAACUGCUUCACGCAGGAUGAAUAAUCGUAAUGUUCUGUCUGAUUAUAUUGAUGAGAAGGCGUUCGAGAACUUCGAUUACCAUCUUGCCGGUCUUGACGAGUAUUCGGUCGAGCGAUGCAAGGAACUCGAAGAAAACUACUGGAGGACCAUCAACUACGGCCAACCGAUGUAUGGAGCGGAUAUGCCAGGCUCUCUAUUCAACGACGAAACAACAAGUUGGAACGUAGCUAAGCUUCCCAACCUUCUAGAUGUCCUUGGUACCAAGGUUCCAGGUGUCAAUACUGCCUAUCUUUAUCUAGGAAUGUGGAAGGCUACUUUCGCAUGGCAUCUUGAGGAUGUAGAUCUCUACAGCAUUAACUACAUCCACUUCGGCGCACCUAAACAGUGGUACAGCAUCUCGCAAGAGGACGCUCGACGAUUUGAGGCUGCCAUGAAAAGUAUAUGGCCCCGAGAUGCGAAGAACUGCUCACAAUUCCUUCGACACAAAACAUAUCUCAUCUCGCCUCAGCAACUUGAGAGACAGUUCAACAUUAAAGUCAAUCGUUUGGUCCAUUACGAAGGAGAAUUUGUCAUCACUUAUCCGUACGGCUACCACUCAGGAUACAACAUUGGCUAUAAUUGUGCCGAGUCUGUCAAUUUCGCCAAUGAAUCUUGGCUCAGCUACGGAAGGAUCGCUAAGAAAUGCGAGUGCGAAUCUGAUAGUGUCUGGGUGGAUGUCAACGAGAUCGAACGCAAGUUGAGAGGCGAGCCGACUCCAGAAUACUACGAAGAGACUGACGACGAGGAUGAUGUACCCGAUCAUCUGCCUAGCCCUCCACCAAGUGUUGCUGGGAAAGCGAAGGGCAAGCCGGGCCGCAAACCUGGCAAUAAGAGGAAACGAGCCAACGAGGAACCAAAGGAGGCACCCAAAGCAAAGAAGGUUAGACGUAUUCGAAUCCGCAUCAAGGUUCCCGGCCGUGGCCAGCCUUGUUGUCUGUGUCCCAAUGACGUUGACUACGACGAGCUACUGCAGACUGACAACGGGCUGCAAGCACAUAGACUGUGCGCGGACUAUACACCGGAAACCUUUAUUACUUCAAAGCCUAACGAGAAAGUGUGCAACGUUGCCAACAUUGGCAAAGAUCGCUUAGAUCUCAAGUGCAACUACUGCCGCUCUAAGCGUGGAGCUGUCUUCCAGUGCUCUCAGAAGAAGUGCACGCGUGCCUUCCACGCUACUUGUGCAGCAGCCGCGGGCGUACAAGUGGAUUUGGGCCCAAUGCCAACUUUUGACGAAGAGGGAACCGAGUAUUUCUAUGACGGGUACGACUUCAGGUGUCGCUUCCAUCGUCCGAAGAAGAGGAAUGCCAAGAAGGUUACCUCCGACACGCUUGAUAACGACAAGUUCAUUAUGAAUUACGCAAGAAAUUUGAAACCCAAGGAUGUGGUACAGUUCCAGUAUGUCGACGCUGAACUGUACCAGAUCUAUGGAGGGCAGGUCAUUGAGAACCGACCGGGAGAAGCUACUGUGCUUGUUGAGGUGCUUCCGGAUGGGGAUCGUGUGGAAAUCGAGUGGAAAUAUCUCCUUGCCCUGGACCCGGUUGAUUCGGAGCGACCUAAACCCUCUGCGAAUGCUAAGCCUCUACCUGAGCAUUUGAAGGAGAACGACGCUUCUUUGGCCAUUACUAACAGGACGGACGGUGUUCCGCAAAUAGGUGAUGCCUUCCAGGACCCCAACUUGGAACAGAAAUGGGCGGAGUUCCACACGGCUCCAGAAGUAACGCAAAAGGUCGCUAAAGUAGACUUGGGCAAACCCAAUCAACUGUGGCACUACCUUGGGAAGACGUCCACUGAGGCUAGGCCGCAGUACACCGAGGAUCUUGCAAAACCGAAGCACAAUUCAAAGAGCAACUUCCUUGAUACUGUCAAGCCGCCUCCAGCACCUGUUGCGUACAUCGCACGGCAAUCAUAUCCAGCGUCAUAUCCAAUGCAAUACCCGCUCAAGGCGGCGCCCAUUGCCAUGCCACCCAGGACACCAAUACAAACGAGACCAGGUGAGAAGGCUUACCAAUACAAGCCGAAGGGUGAGCCAUCAUACAGGCCAUCAACCAGCUACAAUUAUUCGCCAGAUACUCGCAAGAAUCCGCACUCCCCCGUAGCACAUCAGCCCAACGUGGUAUAUGACCAUCGCGCAUCGGCUCCUCAUUAUGGUUAUUCGGGAUACCCCCCGGCGCCACAACCACAACAGUACCAGCAGCCGGUACAUUUCCAUCAGUAUAUCCCGCCGCAGGCUUCGAACAAUUGGAAACCAUCAACAUCCACGCAGCCACCGCUCCAAGGCAUUGAGCAGUAUGCGCGACCCGGACAGCCUCUGCCCCCAUAUCCAUUUCAGCAACCACCGCCAUCUAGUAAUGCUAGACCACCUCCAUCUUAUCCUUAUCAUCAACAGUACCAUCAGCCGCCUGGAAACACUCCAUUGGGGGCGCCAGCUCCUUUGCCCAAGGAUAAUCGCCAAGUGAAAACAGCAGCAACGAAUGCGCAUGCACCGACUUAUCCAGCAGGGUCUGCUCAAAAUCCAAUCGCAAACGGCGGGUUCACGCCCCAGUGGAUGCCCAGGCCCCAGUCAACGAACGCACCAGUCGCAGAUUCAAGCAAAGGAUCCAUUCCGGGAGGCGCUCCUGCGGGGCCAUCGACGACGCGACCCCCGGCUCAAUUCCAAUCCGCUGAUGCGUUUCAGCGUGAUAUGGCCAACGCACCAGCUACUACAAAUAGAUACCCACGAUGGGAAGAAAUGAUGAAGCAACUUGCGACCUCAAAGGUACCGACGUCUCAGCCAGCGUCUACACCGGUUGCGACGUCAGCCCUAUCGACACAACCGUCUCUAGCCCCUGCUCCAAUAAUUUCGAGCUCGUCGGCAAAGGCAAAACAGAAUCCAGACCAACCCCCUCCGGGACAAGGCCCGAGCAAUCAAACGCAAUCUCUCGGUGUUGAGAGCCAUACGCCUCCCAAAUCACCAGCAGCUGAACCUGACAAAGCAACUCCAGCUGAAGGAGGCGAGCAGAAAAUUGCAUUAGGGGAAGCCGCACAGCCUGCAGCUCCUGGAAGUCCCAAUCGCCCGGUGUAUAGUCCAAUCAGCGACAACGGUGCACCAGCGACUGACGACGCGCCUGCAUUGCCAGCGCCAUCCAUUCACUCUGGAGAAACAUGGCGAUAUUCCUAAGAACAUCGAUACUAGGGUUGGAUGACUUUACUGUUUCAGUUUUCCCUUCUUUUAAUGUGUUAAUUCGCGGCGUCGGACCGGGAUAGUUUAAUUCAAGAUUAUAUCCCUAAACUUGCAAUCGCAACGGGGAAAGCGUUUCGGAUUAUGGGCAAUGACUUAGGAUAAUCAGAUGACUUUUUACGUGGAGGCCGCCAGAUUAGGAUUUAUGACCAGCCACUAUCUAUCUAAUAAAAGCAGCUUUGAAGACGUGCUUUAACA